This is a messenger RNA of Rotaria socialis, 729 nucleotides long. The record is from the annotation of a GenBank genome assembly. Lineage: Eukaryota; Metazoa; Rotifera; Eurotatoria; Philodinida; Philodinidae.
AUGUCAAAUCAAUCUAAAAAGUUCCACGAUUACUUGGAUCGAUCUAAAAAGGGUUCGAAUCCUUUGUCACGUCUUUUCUUCUCAGUGGUUCGUGCCAUUGAUCCCUAUAUUCAAUACCUCAUUGUUGUGCCGGGUUAUGGCCACCAAAUUAUAUCAAAAACUGGAAUCGUCACGAUUAAUCCAGGACAAAAGGGACUUGUUCUAGUAGUUAUGACAGCAGCUUGUACUAUCAAACAGAUCUUUCAUAUGACAUGCAUUUUGGAAGAACAAAUUAGUUAUCCGAUGAUACUUGCAAUAGGCAUUUUCGAUAUAAUUACUCAUUCUCUUGCUACAUUAUCUUCUUUCAUCUAUGGUCCAUCCAAUGGAUUAGGUACUUUACAAUAUGUUGGUAUUUCUUUCUUUACGGUGGGUAUUCUGACAGAACUGAUUUCGGAACUUCAACGUAAACGAUUCAAAAAUAAUCCAGUCAAUAAAGGCAAAAUCUAUUCCGGUGGCCUAUUUUCUCUUGCACGGCAUAUUAAUUAUGGUGGCUUCACUCUUUGGCGUACUGGGCUGGUUCUAACAAGUGGUAAUUACUGGUUGGCAGCUUUGCUUUUCUCCUUACAUACAUGGGAUUUUACAACAAGAGCUAUACCAUGCAUGACGGAUUAUUGUAGUAAGAAAUAUGGUGAAGAUUGGAAGAAAUUCGAAAACGACGUGCCCUACACUUUGUUUCCUUAUAUUUGUUAG